Messenger RNA from Adineta steineri, 771 nucleotides. Lineage: Eukaryota; Metazoa; Rotifera; Eurotatoria; Adinetida; Adinetidae. The record is from the annotation of a GenBank genome assembly.
AUGAAUACAGUAUGUGCCGGCUUGGUGGCUAACAUGACAACUGCGAGUCAAGGUAUUUAUAUGUUUGUCGAUGAGGAAAGUGGAUCUGAUUCUCUUUGUGUCAUUCGCGCAUAUCUGAUGUAUUCAGGUGCAGGUUUGAUUUAUCAUUCUAUUCUUGUUCAAGCUCUUCAUCGAUUGUUUAUCACUGUAUUUGUGAAUCGUCGACGCUUACAAUCAUCAUUUAUAUUCAUACCUCUAUCAGCUAUUCAAUGGAUUGUAUCAUUUGGUUUUGCCUUACCGAUUUUACUCAGCGGAAAAAUCUUAUCGGAUUCGGUUGAUUCCAUAUGUGAACUAUCAUUAUUAGAUUGGCAUGGAAUUUUGUAUGUCGCUAUUUGGAUCUAUAUUCUUCCUUUAUUUCUUCUUUCUCUAAUCUAUUGGAAGAUUAUUGUUCAUGUUCGUCGUACUACUUUGACUGCUCGACAAAAUUUAGUAACACAACAUCGAUUUCAUAAGGAGAUGCGUACACUUGUCCGAAUAUCUAUACCAAUUCUCACUUUACUUUUACUUGGUUCACCUUAUAUUGCUUUCUUCUUGUAUGCUCAAGUUACUCAAACAAUACCAACAUUUAGUUAUCAUAUAAGUGUUGUGUUCAUGACGUUAGGUCAAAGUAUCGUCAUGCUCAUUGCUCUUCUAUUAACUAAAAAUGUCCAAAUGCGAUUGCGUGCAUAUCUAUGUCGAGUGAAUCAGGUUCAACCACUUGUACAAUUUGUCAACGCACAACCACAUUUAUAA